AUGCACAGCCCGCGGGCUGCAGCACGACGACAUGUCAACCUUCGAGUUCACACGCCGGCCCGCCGUUGUUUGCAGACCAAGACGGUGACGGCCCAGGCCAUCAAGAAGCUCGUCGAUCGGCCUCUGCAUCCUCUCCAACUGUCCGAUCUCUGCAAAUAUGGCCGACCACCGCUCGAUGAGAAGGCGCUGAUUGACAGCGCCAACUUCACCCUCGAGCUCAUCCCCAUCCGCCUCGCCCGCCGCAUCCAGAGCCUUCGCGCGCUUCCGUAUAUUGUCGUCGCCAACCCGAACGUCAGCAAGAUCCACAGCAACUAUGUCCACUCGCUGUCGACGCUACUGCCAUACGCAGAGACGCGCAUCGAGAGUCUGGAGGAUGAGAUCCAGUUCACCGAAGUCAUGGCCGACUUGGUCCAGACGCACAACAACRCCAUAGCCGUCCUCGCACGCGGCUUCCUCGAGGCGAGGAAAUACAUCAGCAAGGARCAUAUUACACGAUUUCUUGACGAGCAUCUGAAAGCACGCAUCGGUACUCGCCUAAUCGCCGAGCAACACAUUGCCCUACACUUCAGUAGCAAGGCGCAUGGUCAUCUAGAGUAUCACCGGGACGAUGAGGACGACUCCUACAUUGGAGUCAUCGAUACCGCGCUGCGGCCCGCCGACAUCAUACGCAGCUGCGAGAAUACUGUCGGCGAGAUCUGCGAGCUCAAGUAUGGCGUACGGCCGACGGUACACAUUAUUGGCAGUCCGGAGACCACCAUCGCCCACAUUCCAAUGCACUUGGAGUACAUCAUUACCGAACUGCUCAAGAAUAGUUUCCGUGCGACCAUCGAGGCCGGGAUGGAGAGGGAGCCGAUCGAGAUCACUAUUGCUCCAACUCCCGCUGUCGAGGAGCAGACCGUACCGGCUGACCUCCAGCAGCAGCGCGUACCAAGUGGGGACCAAGGCGAAGUCAACGUGGAUGUGAGUGCUCGCGACCGGGGGAAGUUCGAAGACAUAUCUACCGCUCGCCAGCCUGACCUCGCCGCGGCCGCCCACAUUCGACCAUUGGAGACACAGACAUCCGGGGUAACGAUCCGCAUUCGCGAUCGUGGAGGCGGCAUCAAGCCAGAAGACUGUGCUAGCAUGUGGGAGUAUGGCUUUACGACCUUCAAUGAGGAUGAAAUACUUGACAAGGUCAGCGGAGGAGGUGGCGGCGAUAUCAGUAUGGCAGCUCUCGAUGGUAUCUCUGGCGGCGCCGGUGGAGGCAGCAGUCUGGCCGGACUGGGCUAUGGACUGCCACUUGCGAGAGCUUAUUCUCAGUACUUUGAUGGCGAGAUUGAGGUGCAGAGUAUGUGGGGCUGGGGAACAGAUGUUUAUCUCAGCCUAAGAGGUGUUGGCAAGAUGAAAUAA
Messenger RNA from Ramularia collo-cygni, 1389 nucleotides. Its product is annotated as related to branched-chain alpha-ketoacid dehydrogenase kinase, mitochondrial precursor. Gene Ontology annotation, biological process: protein phosphorylation; regulation of glucose metabolic process. Gene Ontology annotation, molecular function: pyruvate dehydrogenase (acetyl-transferring) kinase activity. Gene Ontology annotation, cellular component: mitochondrion. The coding region runs from base 1 to 1389 and encodes 462 amino acids. The record is from RefSeq and is a predicted model, not a curated record. The transcript has a single exon. Lineage: Eukaryota; Fungi; Ascomycota; Dothideomycetes; Mycosphaerellales; Mycosphaerellaceae.